AUGUCGUCAAACGAUGCUGUCGCAGUCACAGCCAUCUGGACAGACCAUCAAAAUACACUUGAAGCCCGCCUGCCAGGCUCAGGCCAUACGGUGGCAAUGGCCGUGGGAAUUUUACAAAAUCACAUCAGCAAACAUGUUAGCAAGCCGUCAGAUUCACUCAGCGUCUGCCGCUCCGCUGGUUUCGCAACGCUAUUCGCUCCUAAUGCCGAGACGAAUAUUCGUAUCUGGGCCCAAUUAGCCCGGAAGGCCCAGGCAAAUCAGACAGCUGUGGAACCCAAUACAACGUUAGCCACUGAUACUGCUACAACCACUCAGUCAAGCGUAUCAGCAGUCCCACAUCGCAAAUACACGCUGACAAGUUUGUCCGCGGCCAAGAAAGCUAGGAAACGAAAUGCCGCAUCAACAGCAAAUCCUGCGUCUAUGGCCAAUCUCCCUCAGGUGACGAUGGAUAGACAGCUCAAGGAGAUGCCGGCCUCGAUGCAGAACGACAUUGCAGAGAUUCGGGGCAAGAAUGAGAGGAUUCUGGAUGAGAACGGCAGCAUGCACGGUGAGAUAGAGAGGAUUCUCAAAGAGAACCAGAGCAUUAAUAAUGAUCUUGCCAGCGUUCGCAAGGAUCUAGAGGCAGCGAGAGUCAAACACAUUCGCUGCAAUGCUGCGAUCGGUGGAGUCAAGAAUAUUACCAUUUUUAGAUGCGAAAUCCCGAUCAAAUCUCGGAGGGAAUGA
Molecule: messenger RNA, 723 nt
Organism: Suillus subalutaceus
Lineage: Eukaryota; Fungi; Basidiomycota; Agaricomycetes; Boletales; Suillaceae
Exons: 3
Coding region: 1-723 (240 amino acids)
Source: RefSeq, a predicted model, not a curated record